This is a messenger RNA of Triticum dicoccoides, 760 nucleotides long. Its product is annotated as putative ripening-related protein 5. The record is from RefSeq and is a predicted model, not a curated record. Lineage: Eukaryota; Viridiplantae; Streptophyta; Magnoliopsida; Poales; Poaceae. Bases 74 to 643 code for a protein of 189 amino acids. The transcript has a single exon.
AACAAACCAGUACUGUAGCAGCAAAAAGAAGAAGUAGACGAGCGUUAGAGUUCCGCGCUGUUCAGUAGGUAAGAUGGCCACUGCAAGAGCUCUAGCCACCAUGGCAGUUUUCCUCCUGGUGGCCCUCUCCACCUCCCACAUCGCGUCCUCGCUCCGCCCAGGUCUCGGUGUGUGCCGUGCAAGUGGCUACCUUCCAGGAAAGUCAGGCAACUGUGAGAAGAGCAACGACCCCGACUGCUGCGAGGAUGGCAAGAGAUACCCGCAGUACCACUGCUCGCCGCCGGUCACCGCGACCACCAAGGCCGUCUUGACGCUCAACAGCUUCGAGAAGGGCAAGGACGGCGGCGGUCCGUCCGAGUGUGACAAUUCCUACCACAGCGAUAAGGAGAUGGUCGUUGCGCUCUCCACCGGCUGGUUCAAGAACAUGGCCCGUUGCGGGCACCGCAUCAAGAUCAGCGCCAAUGGCAAGUCUGUGUAUGCCAAGGUGGUGGACGAGUGUGACUCCGUCUAUGGCUGCGACGAAGACCACAACUACGAGCCCCCGUGUGCUAACAACAUCGUUGACGCCUCUCCUGCGGUGUGGAAUGCCUUGGGGCUCGACCAGAACGUCGGCAUGGAGGGCAUCACCUGGUCCGAUGAGUGAGCGUUUGAAACAAAGGUGAGCGCAGGUUGUUGGUACCACUAGUCGGUCAAGUGUCAUGUGUAUAAUGUUCGCUGUCAGAGAGAAGUCCAGUAUAUACAGAUCCUAUACGGGGUGAGU